Messenger RNA from Prorocentrum cordatum, 2391 nucleotides. NCBI's taxonomy places the organism in Eukaryota, Dinophyceae, Prorocentrales, Prorocentraceae. The record is from the annotation of a GenBank genome assembly.
CAGGAUUUCUUCCUCUCGAUCCUGGGCCUGGAGGACGUGCAGAACACCAUCAUCGGCGGCUCGAAGAGCGGCAUCCGGGGCGUCUCCGGCGGCCAGCGGCGCCGCGUGACCCUGGCGCGGGGCGCCGUGACGGGCGCCCAGCUGCUGUUCGCGGACGAGCCCACCAGCCGGAGGGAAAGAGAGCGAUGACCACGUUCGAGAGAACGGCUGGCCUUCUCGGCGGCCGACGCACGGGCGGCCAUGCCCAAGAUCGGCGUCCACGAGGUUCCGCGGCGUCUUGGUCGUGGUCAUCGUUUUCCUUCCCUCGACCAGCGGCCUGUCCGCUACGGACGCCGAGACAUGCAUUAAGAUGCUGCGCUUCUUGUGCAAGCUCGAGGAAGGAAACACGGCAUAAACAUAAACUUUCGGAGCUUCGCGCGGAUUUCUCGGAUCUGCUCUCGAACCCCCUGGCGGCGCCUCCGGCGCCGUCCCUGGCGCGCUCCGCGCGCCACAGAAGGGGCUCAACGCAGAUCCAAGAAAUUCGCGCGGACCUGCAAAAGUCUGCGUUUAUGCAAGUCAUUCUUCCUCUGCAAGCGCGUGGGCAUGACCUGCAUGGUAGUGAUUCACCAGCCGCGCGUGGAGGUGGCCGAGCUCUUCGACCAGCUUGUGCUGCUGACCUCCAGCCCAGGCUCCUGGGGUGGCAGCGUGGUGUACAAUGGCCCCAUGAGCGGCACGCUUCUGCACUGUGAGCGCCUCGGCUACCCCGUCCCAGCGCGUGCAAAUCCUGCAGAUUGGCUGAUGGACAUGGUAACGCCAGGCUACAGGCACGCCCUUGUAAAGAGCCGCCAGAAGGAGCAGGAUCAGUCCGUGCGGGAUUUCGUUGGGCAUUAUUACAAGAACGAGGCUUUCUUGGUCGAGACAGCCGUCAAGGAAGCGAUCGCGGUUCCAGGUCUGCACCCCAGGAAGAUAUCCAGCGGACCAACCAUGACAAUCUAUGUUUUGCUUUUGGGUGCCGGCCGUUACCGAGAGCGCUGAAUGGCCGCGCGACUGGACAGGGGGCGCGUCAGGAGACUUGGCCGUUCUGCGAUAUUUUCUAUGUUGGGGAUGACGGGUUCGCACUGCGCGCUUGGCGAUGGCGCGCGGCGUAUGGAGUGCGUCGAUUGGACUUAGAUGUGGUGGAGCCGGGCCGUCUGAACGGUUUCGGGGUGAAGGUGUCAUCGGAGAGCAAGUGACAAGCCGGUGGCAGAAUUUCAGGGGCGUGCUGGACGAGGAGACUAUCAAGAACGCGCCAGGCUUGCGCGAGAAUAGCAGGUAUACCGCGACCUUGAUGACCCAGCUGAUGGUACUGGCGACAGUGAAGCGGAGGCUCCUGUUGCGCGAUAAAAAAGGGCUGAGGUUGAAGGUCGUGAUGUCGGUCGUGCAAGGCUUGAUCGUAGGCAUCGCGUACUGGGACAUCGCCUCCAAGCCUGAAUUUACACACAUCACUUACAUUUUCAUGGUCAUGCAGUUCUCGGCGCUCGCGGGCAUGUCGGCAAUGCCAGGCCUCAUCGACACGAGAGCUGUCAUGAAGAAAGAUGUUGAUGAAGGUCUUCACAGCAUUCCCGCUUGGAUCAUAUCGUUUUCUCUCCCAGAUUUGGUGAUCAGCGUCGUCACUAACACGCUGUUCAUCCUCAUCGUCUUCGCGAUGGGGCAGCUCGAGUGGAGAAUAUUCGACCGAUUCUACUUCUGGGUGAUGAUGUGCCAGCUUGUAAUGGACGCAUACUUCAACUUCAUCGGUUCUGUAGCGCCCAACGCCCAGCUCGCCCAGCUCAUCGCCAUGCCCGGCAUGAUUCUGUUCAUGCUGUUUAACGGCUUCCUGGUCAGCCGCGAGAGCACCCCCGACUUCAUGGCCUGGGCGCUCAGCGUAAGCCCGUUCAGCUAUGCCAUCGCGCGCACCGCGGUGGACAUCUACGGGCCCGACGCGUGCAGCAGGCCGGGGUGCGUCCAGCUCAUGACCCAGUACGGCUUCUACGACGCCCCGUCGGAGGAGGCGGCCAUCGCGGUGCUCCUGGCCCUGUUCGUCGUCUUCCGCGUGCUGAUGGUGCUUGCGCUGUCCACGCUCAACAAGGCAGAGAAGUGAUCGGCCAUACUUCAGGAGGGAAAAAACACAGACACAAUCCAUCUUGUGUGUACUUAAUUUGUGUGUCCUGGGGCCCCUUCAAACCCGCGUCUCUCGAUGCUCGACUUGGGCGGCCGUCCGCUCAGCUCGCUCCGCGCCAGUCUCCGUGGCCAGGCGCUCUCUUGGCCGGGCAGGCAGCUCAAGCACAGUGCGCAGCGCGCGGGCAGAUGAGAUCCGAACCACGACGGUGCGCGGCCGCUGCCGGUGAAGCAGUCAGUCAUCGCCCUCGCUGACUGGCCUGGCUUGUCCUCGAU